AUGACUUCUGUUACCGUCACUCUGCCGGCUCUGCCUGCUGGCUGGUCCGCCGAUAAGGACUUCAAGGCCGUUGGCUCGCUGUCUGCCGCCACCCAGCGCACGAUCGAGCCCGUUGGCCCUCACUUCCUCGCUCACGCCCGCAGAAAGCGUCACAACCGCACUUUCUCUGAGGACGAGAGAAUCCAGGCCCAGAACAACGUCAAGAAGACCGAGGAUGAGGACGAUGACAACAUUUCCGAGCCCGAGGACGGCAUGCUCCUGGCUCGUGAGGCCAAGGACUGGAAGAGCCAAGAUCACUACGCCGUGCUCGGUCUGACCAAGUACCGCUGGCGCGCAACCCCCGAGCAGAUCAAGCGUGCUCACCGCAAGAAGGUCCUGCGUCACCACCCCGACAAGAAGGCCGCCAUGGGCCAGAGCGACGAGAACGACCAGUUCUUCAAGUGUAUCCAGAAGGCCACCGAGGUUCUCUCGGACCCCGUCCGUCGUCGCCAAUUCGACUCCGUCGACGAGGCCGCUGAAGUCGACGCCCCCACCAAGAAGGAGGCCUCCAAGGGCAACUUCUUCAAGCUCUGGCGCCGCUGCCUCGAGGCCGAGUCCCGUUUCUCCAAGAUCCAGCCCGUGCCUAUGCUGGGUGACGACAACAGCACCUUCGAGGAGGUCGACAACUUCUACAACUUCUGGUACAACUUCGACAGCUGGCGUACUUUCGAGUACCUGGACGAGGAUGUUCCCGAUGACGGUGAGAGCCGUGACCAGAAGCGUCACGUCGAGAAGAAGAACGCCAACGCUCGCCGCAAGCGCAAGACCGAGGACACUGCCCGUUUGCGCCACCUGGUCGACGACCUAGCCGCCCAGGACGAGCGUAUCAAGAAGUUCCGUAAGGCCGCCCGUGCUGACAAGGACAAGAAGCGUCUGGAACGUGAGGCCGAGGCCAAGCGUCUGGUCGAGGAGAAGGAGAAGGCUCGUCUGGAGGAGGAGCAGCGCAAGAAGGAGGCCGAGGAAGCCGCCAAGGCCGACCGCGAGAAGUCGAAGAAGGCCAAGGAGGCCGCGAAGAACGCUUCCAAGAAGAACAAGCGUGUUCUCAAGGCCUCCGUCAAGGACGUCAACUACUUCGCCGAGUCCGGUGACGCCUCUGCCGCCCAGAUCGACGGCGUUCUCACCGACGUCGAGAACAUCAUGGGCAAGAUCGACGCCGAGGAGCUGGCUUCUCUCGCCGAGCGCCUUACCGCUGCCGGUAAGGAUGCCGCCGCCGUCAAGGCCGCCUGGACUGAGGAGGCCGGCAAGAAGCUCAAGGAGGGUGAGGCCAAGUUCUUCGCUUAG
Aspergillus affinis is the source of this 1320-nucleotide messenger RNA. Its product is annotated as putative ribosome associated DnaJ chaperone Zuotin. The transcript is spliced from 3 exons. The coding region runs from base 1 to 1320 and encodes 439 amino acids. The record is from RefSeq and is a predicted model, not a curated record. Gene Ontology annotation, biological process: regulation of translational fidelity; 'de novo' cotranslational protein folding. Gene Ontology annotation, cellular component: cytosol. Gene Ontology annotation, molecular function: Hsp70 protein binding; ribosome binding. NCBI's taxonomy places the organism in Eukaryota, Fungi, Ascomycota, Eurotiomycetes, Eurotiales, Aspergillaceae.